AACUGGAGUAAACCACCAGCAGAGUGUUUGUGGGUGUAUUUGAGUGUACGAGUGUCACAGGAUUAAAUAUUUACCACUGAAGUGUCACAUUUUCUGUCAAAAUGCAUCCGGUCAGAGUGUCGAUCCCGUCGUUUCGAUCGGAAAACAACCCGAUGGAGAAAGGAUUCACGGUCUUUAAGAUUGAUGUGCUGAUGAACGGCAGACAGCACAGUGUUGAGAAACGCUACAGUGAAUUCCACGCUUUGCAUAAAAUGCUAAAGAAGAGUAUAAAACCACCAGAGAUUCCCUCAAAACAUGUGAGAAAUUGGGUUCCCAAAGUUCUGGAGCAGAGGAGACAAGGUCUGGAGCUCUACCUGCAGACUAUAAUUAUGGAAAAUGGGGUUCUUCCAAAGAUAUUCCUGGAUUUCCUGAACAUCCGCCAUUUUCCUUCAGUGCCAAAAACAGAAAGCUGUGGGUCGUUCGAUACGGUAUCGGAGGAAUCGAGUAAACUUUCACACCAGCCGGUCCUUCUGUUUCUGAGAGACCCCUUCCUGCUGCCAUCUUCACACGACACAUUUGCUAAUGUGGUGAUCGAAGGUGUGGUGCACGGCGUUUUCUACCCUGAUCUUCAGCCGAGGUAGAGCUGCAGAGACGACUCUGAGGGCAUCUCCCCAUGAACAGAUGCUCCAUAUUUUGCACCAUUUUUAGGUGUUCAUCAGCAAGGGCGUAACAUGUUACAGCACUGAGCCUCAUUUAGAUAUUCCAAAGCAUACAAUUCUCAUCCAUACAUUAAGCUUAAAAAGGGAUAAAUAACUGGAACUGGAAAGUCACAGGCACUUAGGCUUAUUUAGUUAACACUAUAAUAUAUCUGUCAGCAUUAACAUGUCAUUUUAUAUCAAACUCUUAUAGGGGUUUACUUGUUAACUUGCUUUUGUGAUAUUAGCAUAAAGAGGUCAUUAUUUUAAAAUAAUAUAGCUUUAUAUAUAAGGAACAAUUAUUCUAAUUACUUUUAAGAUGCCAACUGUAGAAGAACCAGACUGAAAACACAGAUAACAGUUGGACUGUAGGACAGUUUGUGGGACAGCAAAUAGACCAGCUGACAGUGUGGAGGUGGGUCAUGCCCAAACAGGCUGCUGCCACUCCCUUGAUGCAUCAUGGUUGGUUAAUUUUUCUCUGAGUCACCAAAUUUAACCAUAUCAGAGAAAAACAAAUAGCAGCAGAAGGGGGGAACAUCCUACACUGUAAAUAAGUUGAGUUCUAUAAAGACAUUUUCACACAUGAACUCCUGAACAUUUCUCAAAAAUGUCAGGCCGACUACCCCUGAAAUCUCCCUGAGAUAAGGUCUUUGCAUAUUGAGUGAACAGCCACAUAUUAAGAAAGAAAUAACAUCUUAGGUUGUGCCUAUCAUGUUUGAACAAUGACACUGAAACUUUUGUCCAUUAUUAUUUUUUUCAGAACAGCUUUGAUUUUCAGUGUGCAAAGACCUUUUGGGAAAUUUUGAGGUUUGUGCACAUAUUAGAACGCUAUAAGUUUGUCCCUAGCAGCAAGACCUAUUUUGGUGAGCAUCAGAUAUUUGCAAAGGUCUAUGAUAGAGCUCACAGUGGUGUAAGUGGGCUCUGUGGUCGCAUUAUUGAUUAGCAUGAGGUUUGAGGCACAAGGCAGGCAGGUUAAAGAUGGGAAAAACUGCUAGGGAGGGAUGAUGUGUUACGGGAAGUUUAUGAUUUUCACCAGUUUUAGCAUUACACAUUUAUUUAUUUCAUUAUUUUUGAAUUUUCAGAUACAAAGGCUGAAAAAAUACGCAUAUCAGUUAAUAAAGGACAUUUAUUAGCUGGUCUGAAGGUGUUUUCACACUGCAUUACUUUGACAGCACUGUAACAGAGCUCCCCUCUCUUUACACCUUGAGACAUUCAGACUGAUAGCUCAACACCGUGAUGUUCUCCUGUCUAUCAAUUCAUAGUUUAUUUUGGCUUUGCAAGACAGUUGAGAGAGCAUGGCAUGGUAAAAGCUCUACAUAUAUUCAAGUAGUGCUGAUCCUGUUUUUGCCUCUGUUACUAUCUCCAGAGCCGGCAGAGAGGGGGAUCUUCCUUUACACAGCAAAUGUCCCAGGGGCAUAAUUAUCACAGCUUCUACAAAUUGGGUGAUAGAAAGUCUGGUCAUGUUGGCCAUUGAUAAAAGCAACCCAUCUGGGUACUUUGCCCAAACAAUGCCAGCUUUGGCCCUUUCUGGGUGAAAACAUUCCAUCCAAAUUAAUGGAGGUAAUGGGAAAGAUGGGUCUUUAUGGAUUUAAAUGAGGUUUAAAAAAGAAGUUCACGUUGGGCUCAACCUUAAGCAGACAUAAUGGCCUACAGAGGUGUAGAGAGCUCAGUUCUUUUCAAUUUGAAGCGAUAAGAGUAUUACAUUUUCAUAUUUAUUGUCAUCAGCCCUGGACUGAAGCUGACUUAUGUGACAUCCCCUGAGGAAGAUUAUCAAUUUCCUGCAGCUUAAUUUGGGGCCAAAUAGUCUUAAAGCACUUCUUAUUUCUGCAGUUGUCCUCCUCGAGGGCUUACACAGGCUCUCAUGUCAGAGUGGAUUAGGUGUAAGAUGAAGGCCUCUGAUUUAUUUGAAGGACAGUUCCAAAAAUAAGUAUAGCAUUUGAAAAUAAUUUCACUAACAAUAAUGAAAGUUUGUAUGUUCAUUCAAAUAAAACACAACCCUUGUAUUAAUCACAAGUAGGUAGGGAAUUUUCUUCUAACACCUAAUAAAGGCCAGUAACACUAAUACCGGUAAUGCUCUAUGUCAUAAUAGUUUUAAUACUUAAAAAGGUAAUAUUUUUCAUUUGUGAUGAUUAGAGGAGUAUUCACCCAUUACUAAAGGGAUGCAGACAGUGUUAAUGUGAAAAGUGUUUAUUCAAUGAUAGAUGGCGAUUUAAAGGACUUAAACCAGUAAAACUGUGCAAUAUGUAACAAAAAACACACUGUCUUUAUAUAUCGCUCCUCAUCUGUGAAGAUACAAAUCAUCUCUAACACUCACAAUGACUUGUUUAUAUCAGACUUUAUAUUACAUAUCAUGAAUUAUGACAACUCUCUUCAUGUGACUGGACCUCCACUACAGCUACAUAUUUUGAUUAAAUGUAUCCCGAUCGAUCAACCUCAACUAACCUGAUCAUGAUUUUAUGUUUCACAAGGAAAUCACUUCAUAGAGAUCAUCACAAAGAUUUAUAUGUAUUUAUAACUUUUAUCAUUGUACUGUUUCAGUGUUGUUUAUGUGCCAUAGUGUCGACCUACAGUGAGCACUGGAACUGUAGCACUUUAACAUGAAGCGUACUGACACAAAUAAAAUUCAUUAUUUCCUCAAACCUGUUGUUUUGGACUAAA
Cheilinus undulatus (humphead wrasse) is the source of this 3332-nucleotide messenger RNA. RefSeq names its product sorting nexin 24 (gene snx24). The record is from RefSeq and is a predicted model, not a curated record. NCBI's taxonomy places the organism in Eukaryota, Metazoa, Chordata, Actinopteri, Labriformes, Labridae. Gene Ontology annotation, molecular function: phosphatidylinositol phosphate binding. Bases 102 to 620 code for a protein of 172 amino acids. The transcript has 7 exons.